Messenger RNA from Schistosoma rodhaini, 3787 nucleotides. The record is from the annotation of a GenBank genome assembly. Lineage: Eukaryota; Metazoa; Platyhelminthes; Trematoda; Strigeidida; Schistosomatidae.
UAGGAUGUUGGGGGCGGGUUGUGUGGUUGACAAACAUGCCUUUUAUGUAGCCUUAUCGAGUCUUUAGUAUCUAGCUUCUGUUACCAGGUAACUUUGUAACAACACUUAGUCAUCGUUAUUCGCCAUCAUUCACAUGAGUUCAUAAAUCCUAUCAAAAUAUUUCCUCAAUUUCAGGUUCACGCACCCUUCUACCCUCGGACUAAGCAUAAAGCUAUUAACAACUAAACAACUACCUAGUAACUAGAUGGAAUUAGUUGUUUAUGAGGUCCACCCGCACAUAGCAUUACUGCGUGAGUUAUGCGGUGAAACCCAUGAAGAAUCACUUUCUGAUGACUCAGACGAUGAAAGUUACCUAAAGGGUCUUGAUCCCAAAAACUGGAAAAGUCAAGAUCAUUAUUCUGUUUUGGGGCUCAGAAAGAAGCGCUUUCUUGCUUCUUCUGAUGAUAUCAAGAGAGCAUAUCGCAGAAAAAUCUUGAAUCAUCACCCUGACAAACGUCGUUCAAAGGGGGAGUUUGUUCAGGAUGAAAAACUAGAUUACUUUUCAUGUAUAACUAUAGCAUACGAAAUACUUGGAAAUCCCGUCAAACGUCUUGCAUAUGAUAGUGUGGAUCCAGUCGCCAUCGAUGAUUCAGUUCCUACCAUUAGUGAAAUCAAGUCCAACUUCUUCACUUCAUUGGGAAACUUUUUUUAUCGUAAAUCUAGGUGGUCUAAAAAGCAACCUACUCCGCACCUUGGUAACAAUCUAACUGAUAUAGAGGAAGUCCUCAAGUUUUAUGACUUCUGGGAGGAAUACGAUACCUGUCGUGAUUACUCAUAUUUAGACGAAGAAGAUAAGGAAAAAGGUGAAGAUCGAGAAACAAGACGUGCUAUAGAGAGACAAAAUCGUAUUGAACGAGCACGUCGAAGGAAUGAAGAAGUAAACAAUGUUCGAAACAUAGUCCUUCUUGCUAAGGAAAAUGAUCCAAGAAUUCUAGCUGCAAAUAAGGCUGCUCGUGAUGCUAAGGAAGCGAAACGUCAGGCUCGUUUAGCUGCUGUGCAGAAACGACGUGAAAUGGAGGAAGAGCAACAGAAACGUGAAGCUGAAGCUGCUGCACUUGCCCGUGCUGCCAGUGAAGAGCGUCGGAGGUCGGAAGCUGAACGUGUUCGCAAGGAACGUGACUUAAAUCGCAGUGAGGCUAAACGUGAAAGGCGUCAAUUGCGGAGCCUCCUUGUCGAGCGGUUCAACUACUUUUUAGUUGGUGAUAAAACUGAUACAUCUAAAGUAGGAUCUCAUCAAGUCAAAGUUUUAGCUGAUAUGGAUUUGUUAUGUCAGCGUUUGUCGAAUGUUCAAUUGCAUGAAUUAAAUGAAUAUUUGGAACAAGCCGAUACCUCUGAUAAAGCACAUCGCAUUUUCUCAGCCAAGGUAGAAUCAGUUAAACACGAGCUUCAAGCAAAUAAUCUGCAGACACAAACUAAACAAAAACCUGAAGAGAUUCCUAGUACAGAAAGCCAAACUAAUACUUCUAAAUGGACAACAGAAAUGAUCCAGGUUUUGGUUAAAGCAGUUAAUAUUCUUCCAGCUGGAACACCUAAACGUUGGGAAGCGAUAGCUGCCUAUUUAAAUCAGCAUAUCAGUGGUGUCUCUGUAUCCGGUAAAGAUGUCUUAAAGCAAGCAAAACUGUUAAAAGAGGAAGAUUCUAAUUUACGUAAAACAGCUAAUACUAAAGCAUUUGAUUCAUUUAGUAAUUCUGUCAGAGAAACUGAUGCUGUCAAAAACGUGACAAUCACAACUCAAUUAGAAGCUGAAGCAUCUCGUCCUUGGACAGUUGUUGAACAACGUGCCUUAGAACAAGCCCUCAAGACUUAUCCAAGUAACGCUGGAGAUCCUGGUUCGGAUGAUCGUUGGCAACUUAUUGCAAAUGUUGUCGGUACUCGUACUCGACGUGAAUGCAUAAUACGGUGUAAAGAGUUAGCAGAACAGGUGAAUUUACUCUUAAAUUUAAAAGUUAGAUACAGAUUACUUACUGUGAAGUAUGAGUUUUCUUAUAGUUAUUAAUAUGCCCUUUUAAUGCAUGUCUAAAAGUAAGAUACUUAUGUUUGUAACUAUACCUAUGUACAGAUGUAUGUAUUAUUUUCAGAAGACUUAAAACACGUUCUGCAUUUUCAGAUCCUGUCCUAAUAAACCGCCUCUCCUCAAAAACUCUUGAUUUAGAACAAGAUAUAUAUAAGCGAACAAUGUUGUCUUCAAUUAGAUCCUCAUCAGGCUUCACUGUAAUAUACACUAAUAUUUAUAUGCAUAUACGAAAUUAUUGAACUAAUCAAGACACUACGAGUCAGUGAUAACAGUGGAGUAGAUUACAUACAUUAACAUAAUAAAUAGAAAGUACAACUCGAUACUGUGAUAAUGGGUGUAGUAGUUGCGAUAGGAAUAACAAAGGCUCGAGCCCAUGUUUCAUAAUGGGAAAUAGGUCAAUGAUUUAGAAAAUAUGAAUGCUGAAACAACAUUCAUAAAAGCUACAAGAUUGCGUAAUAAAAAGUAUCCAAAUAAUUGGACAACGAAGCGUAUAUUUGAAAAUCAAGGGGGAGAAAAUGAAGAAAAAGAAACGAACAGAGUACGGAAAAUAGUAAAUAAAAUCUCUUGUUUUAAGGCUAAUUCGGUCAAGGAAGAGAUGAAAGUGUUACAAAUUUCUUACGACUACAACGACUAGGAUUGUUAGCUCGAAUCUCUAUAGCGUCUGCUAUAUGUACGAGACGAUAUCGAACCUCAUAAAGAAAACUAUUAGGAAUACGUUAAAUCACUUUAAAUGACUUGUUUCUAUCUACUACAUGACCGCUAUCGAUCAAGUGUGAUAGAACAGAGUUGAGUAGUGUUUUGACGAUACCCCUUUCUAACCACGAAGGGAGGUGUUCACUAACGCGCUGACUCAGUUGUCUGGUUGUGUGCACAAUAUAACUUACUCCACAAAAGCAGGUGAACUCAUAGAUACACAUAGAUGUGGCAGUACCAGAUAACUGAUCCAUUAUUUGGGGAAUCUUCAUAGAUCAAGUCGGGUAUGAGAGAUAUAGGUUAGCCGCAUUAAACGUUCUCUUCAUUUUUCUAGUCAGCCUAUCUCGUAGCAUGUCACCAGGUAUAUUUCCAUCGAAUUUCAGCUUCAGAAAGAGAAAUUUCUUACUAACUGCUGACGUUGCUAUUUUCCUGUGAUUUAUCGCAUUUCUACUAGUUUUCUUUACGGGGUUCGAUAUCGUCUCGUACACAUAACAGAAGUUAUGUAAAAUUGAGCCAACAAUCUAAGUCUUUGUAUUCGUAAGAAAUUUGUAACACUUUCGUCCCUUCCGUGGCCGAAUUAACCUUAAUAUGAGAUUUUAGUUAUAGAAAUUAAUAUUUGUUUGUAGAAACGUUUUAGUGUUGAAUUGUUACAUCAAUUAGGAUUUCUUUUUCCGAGUUUCAUCUAGGUUCGCGCUAAAAAGGCUGCUUUGGCUGCAGCCAAGAAAUCGUGAACUUUGUGCCAGAGUUACCUGACAUGGUCACAGAAUUUUCCCAAAAAGAUAUAAAACUGUUCAUAUUAUGUUCGGUUUCAGCGUUUUAGCAAAAACAAUCAGUUACAUUAGACAAAUGAAGUAGGAACAACAGUUUCAGAUGUUCAUUAUUUCGUUUUUAUUUUCAACUAAACUGUUUAAUGUAAUGAUGAACUACCAAAGUUGGUCGAUUUAUAUGUAAAUUUCUUUUCCCUACAUACAACUCAUAUAAUCAGUUAUACUUAUUGAUCCUAUCAAUAUUCAGUGUCUUAAAAUGUUAACUAUUCCUUGA